GUCGUCACUUCCGGGACGCUUCCGCCGCGGUGCCUUGUGGGUAGCCGGCCAGGGGUCUCCUGGCGACGACCAUGGCGGGGGAUGUGGGCGGUCGCAGCUGCACGGACGCGGAGCUGCUGCUGCACCCUGAGCUGCUGUCCCAGGAGUUCCUCCUCCUCACCCUGGAGCAGAAGAACAUAGCUGUUGAAAAUGACGUAAGAGUAAACAAGGACAACCUUACUGACCUUUACGUCCAGCAUGCCAUCCCAUUGCCUCAGAGGGAUUUGCCAAAGAAUAGAUGGGGGAAGAUGAUGGAAAAGAGAAGAGAACAGCAUGAAGUGAAAAUUGAGACCAAAAGGAGCACUGCCGUGGACGGACUGCGGAAAAGGCCCCUCAUUGUGUUCGAUGGGAGCUCCACAAGCACAAGCAUCAAGGUGAAGAAGACCGAGAAUGGAGCAGAUGACCGGCUCAAGCCUCCGGCCCAGACAGGCUCUUCCCGUGAUGCCUUUCGGAAAUUACCAAAUUCCUCUUCAGGGGUUUCACCCCUAGCCUUGUUUUCCAGUUUGUCUACGAACAAUAAAAUGGAGCACAAUAAUAAUGACACUAAACAGAACCAUGACUUAACACAUAGGAAAAGUCUUUCGGGUCCUGUGAAGUCGCCGCCUUUGUCCCCUAUUGGAACUACUCCCGUGAAAUUGAAGCGGGCUGCUCCUAAGGAAGAGGCUGAGGCCACGAAUCACCUGAAGCCUCCAGAAACAAAGAGGAAGAUACAGCAUGUUACAUGGCCGUGAAGGGAAGCCUCCGAAAUGUAAAUAGAGUUGCAGCUGCCGUUUUCAGAUGAGUCCACAGUAUUUACUGAGGUCCUGAUUACUGUGGGAUUUUCUUGAGGUUUAAAAUAGGUUUGGAAAAAUAAAAGUCUUUCCCUUCCCUCCCAACCCCCUCCCUCCAUUCCUUCUUCCCUUCCUUAAAAUGUCUUGACUUUCGUGACCCGACUAGGGAAGAAUUUUUUUUAAUAUAGCUUUGUAUACAUCCUUUAUAAAUUUCUUUUCCCAAGCAGAAGCAUAUAGCAAUUGGCAGUAUUCUGGUAAAUAUUGCCACCUGCAUCGUGAAGGGUUUGCCAAGGGAAGUGUGUUGAUGGUGUUGCUCAUGCCGCUGUGUCCCCCUGAAGGCAGAAGGGGACAGAGUUUGCUCUCACUUUCUUCUCAGCAGCAGAAGCUGCUCAUGUGUCUUUAGAACAUUCUGUCGUGCAGGGAUCCUGCCUACUCUUUUCUUGUAGGUCUUGUGGUCUCAUUGUGAGUUCAGCCAUUUCUUCCAAGUUCUCUCUUUUUAAAAUGAGACUGAUUUCAAAGUCUUCAGGCUGGGUGAUCACGUGAGAGGCGGUACUUGACAGCAGAAAGUUUGGCAUGAUGGGUGCCAGAAUUCUAGACAUUAGGAGAGUCCAGAAGAUGUGACAGUGGUGGAGGGAGGUGCUUAUUGGUCUGCUGUGGAGUGGGCAGUCGUUGUCAGGCCCCUGGAAUUGGGAUUCACUGUAGAGUGCAGCAGAGAAGUGGACUCCUAGCUGACGUGCUAUAAUACAGCUCCCUGCAGGGCUGUCCCAUGCAGGGUUAACUGACCGCCUUUUUACUUUUGUGCAGAUAGCAUUAGCCACUUGUAUAGUGCAAGUGAGUGAGAAAAUACUAUUUGUUUUACAUCCAUGACUUCUAGUAUCUGCUCCCUCCUUUAUAUUUCUAACUGAGAGUAAAGAUACUUCAUACCUUUUCCAUGUAUAAUCUUCAGAUUGGUGGUUUGCCUUGUUGGUAGGCCUUAGGGUCAUCUCCUUUCUUUGAUUUGUUAAAACAAGCAUUUUAGAUGGGUUAUCAGCUAGCCUUAUAAAACAUAAUUCAGCCUUGCAGGUAAGUACUGUUCUUAGACAUCAACCCUGUAGUUUUUUAGCGUUCUACUUUUUUUCCAGACUAAAUUUGUACACAUAAGACAAAAUUGAUGCAUAUUAAGUGUUGCAUGAAUUGUUGAUGCUACAGUAAGAUUUUAAAUGUAUUGUUAUCUGCAGGGCUGAUUAAUGGCUAUUGUUGAUAGGAACUGUGCUCCUAUUUGUACUUGUCAAGGGAGAUUUGAAAAGUGCAGCUUUUAGAGUAGACUGACACAUUCUAUUUUAUAUUCAGUUGACCCUUCUGCUUCCACGGCAUUUCUCUCUUUGAAGAGAGAGUUAGCCAUUUGACAGUUUUAAGUCAGUGGGCACUUAUUUUUAGUUACUCAGUGAAAUUAAUUUUUAAUUUGUAUAUUUAACUUACAGAGUAGGUUGGUAAUAACAGCUGAACUGUGUAACAUUGUUGCUUCAAAUUGAAGUUUAUACUAUGAGCAUUCAGCAUUCUACACUCAUGUAGCAGCAUAUUAUUGAGCUGUAUGGAGUUUGAGAGGUGGAGAAGCAUUGCACCAUGCACUGUGUAUUACCUACUCCCUGUCACAGAGCUCUGUGCCUCCUAAAGGGAUGGAGUUGGCUUCCUUGCUGUAAUGAAGUGUGCCAAGCGCUGGGAAUCUUGAGAAGCAGCCUUGGGAGACUCGUUCUGAGGUGGUGUUUCCAUGUGGGUUAGAAGGACUCACUGUGAGUGGUGAGCAAUUCUGGAGUAACUUCACUCACUAACAUGCUGUCCAUUCUGUGUCCCAGUGAGGCCAGCUGCUCUUAUUACUGGGUUGGCAAACGGAUGGCGCUGGAGUCAGUGGGGAGCUUAUGAGGUACCAGAGGCAGCAUGUCUGCUGCCGUCAGCAAGUUGGCCUUGUUCUUUCCUCCCACCUGUUGUGGACCUCCUACUCUCCCAUUCUCCUUCUUCCUCUAGGUCUCAGCUUCAGACUUAGCUUUGCGAGGUGCAUUGUGUCUGUGACUUUGCUCCAUUCACUAAGGGGUGGAGAUAGUCUAACCCCAGUCCUCUUACUUCUGAGGGAUCAUAGACCACUGUGUGGACCCUGCAGUCUGGAACCCUGCAGCAUCAGGGCACUCCAUUGCUUCCCAAAGGCUGUUACAGCAGCAUAGUUUUCCAGAGUAGCCUUAUUAGUCUAGACAGCUGCCAGAGUCUUGAAGAGUGGCUCACUACUACCAUGAGGCUGUAUUUGCUGGUAUGGAAAUUCAUCAGAAUUGAAGUUCUCAUUUGAAAUUCUGUUUUGGUUGACUUAAGUUUGAGAGACAGUUUUAAAACUGAUGUAGAGACUCAUUCAACAGCAAUGACCUUUUAAAAACUUACAUUAAGUAAAACUGCCAGUAGAUUAAAUCAUCCCGGUGUGUUAGAGCUUUCUCUAUGUCCUGCUGUGGAACUUGAGCAUUGUUGAGAGAUUACUAAUUGGUCAACAUGUUUUUAAGUGUGCUUUUACUAAAUGCUUGUGUGAGUUUUGUAAUUCAGUAUAGAAAAGGUUGACCUUGUAAUGUAUGGUUUUUGUAUGUAUAGUCUUUUAAGUAGCCUUGUCCUUAUUUAAAUAAACUGAAUAAAAUUA
Messenger RNA from Onychomys torridus (southern grasshopper mouse), 3459 nucleotides. RefSeq names its product chromosome 18 C2orf49 homolog (gene Tslig2). Gene Ontology annotation, cellular component: tRNA-splicing ligase complex. NCBI's taxonomy places the organism in Eukaryota, Metazoa, Chordata, Mammalia, Rodentia, Cricetidae. The record is from RefSeq and is a predicted model, not a curated record. The transcript is spliced from 4 exons. Bases 72 to 770 code for a protein of 232 amino acids. Gene Ontology annotation, biological process: embryonic morphogenesis.